UUAAGACUACUCAUGCUGGCAACAAAAUUAAGGGGGAGGGGGGCAACUGGUUGUAUUCAAGAGGUAGGGCAUUAAGACAUAACAAGCAAAGUUAAAUUGUACAUUCAAUCCAGACGGGGAGACAGUUUUUGUCCCAAUCACCCCCUCUUAUACGGGGUCUCACCGGAUCGAUGCCUGUAACAACAGAAAGAUCACCCCAUAAUUAAUUGACAUAUGGGGCUAGUCCAAGGCCAUUGAUAUGAGUCGCCAACAAGAAUCAUGAACCGAAAAUGCAUCUGGCUUUCCUUGCUCUAUGUCUGGAUGUGCCUGGCAGGUGCGCAGAUAAACUGGGAAAUUCAACGCUAUGAUGGAUGGUAUAACAAUCUAGCAUAUCAUAGCAGGGGUUCUAAAGGUUCUAAAUUGAUGCGCCUCAUCCCAGCAAGUUAUUCUGAUGGAGUUUAUCAAGUCGCAACAGAACCAGAGCUGCCAAAUCCACGGAAAGUCAGUAACGCAGUGAUAAGUGGAAAAUCUGGUUCUUCGUCUUCUCGAAAUUUGACAGUGAUGGCAGUAUUUUUUGGUUAUCACGUCCUUUCAGAAAUAGUGUCCACGGAAAUGGCAGCAUGUCCAGCUGAAUUUCUAAAUAUUUAUAUUCCUCCUGGAGAUCCGGUGUUUGAUCCUACAAAUAAAAGCAAUGUGGUUUUGCCAUUCCAAAGAAUUCAGUGGUCUAAGGAUACAGGAACAAGUCCCAAUAGCCCAAGAGACCAGAUUAAUAAAGUAACAGCGUGGAUAGAUGGCAGCUCAAUCUAUGGUACUUCCCAUUCUUGGAGUGAUGCCCUAAGAAGUUUCUCCAAAGGAAAGCUGGCUACUGGACCAGAAGGGCACUUUCCCCCCUAUGCUUCACAAAGUCUUCCUAUGUGGAGAGUUCGGGAUCCUUCCACGGGGAACACUGGAAGUGAUGGAAUAUAUAGUUUUGGUAAUGCUAUGGGGAAUGAAAGUCCAUUUAUCCAGGCUGUGGGCCUUGUUUGGUUUCGAUACCACAACUACAUAGCGGAAAAACUGUCAGAAGAGCAUAGUGAUUGGACUGAUGAGGUUUUGUUUCAGAAUGCAAGAAAAUGGGUUAUUGCUGUUUACCAGAACAUUGUGUUUUAUGAAUGGCUACCUACAUUUUUGUCAGACGUGCCAGGCUAUAAUGGGUACAAACCACAUGUUGCCACCAGUAUAUCUCCAGAAUUUUUGGCUCUAACAGCACAGAUGAUAUACACCAUGAUGCCUUCAGGAGUCUAUAUGAGAGAUAAACAUUGUACAUUUCUAAAUGUGACCAAUAAAGACGGUGGAAUUUCCCCUGCUCUUCGCUUGUGUAACAAUUAUUGGAACAGAAAGAACCCCAACAUGAAGAAUCCAGCUGAUGUUGAUAAUCUGUUGCUGGGCAUGUGUUCUCAAAUAGCUGAGAAGGAAGAUAAUAUUGUUGUACCAGAUCUCAAAGACUACUGGUAUGGACAGAUUAAAUAUUCAAGAACCGACUUGUUGGCUGCCAGUGUCCUGCGUGGAAGAGACAUGGGGCUUCCUAGUUAUAAGAAAUUAAGGGAGCACUUUGUAUCUGGUAAUGUAGACUGGGACUUUAUCAACAACACCAACAUAAGAGAACAGCUCAAAGCAUUGUAUGGCAAUGACAUUGGAAAAUUGGAACUUAUUCCGGGAAUAUUGUCAGAGAUUGAUGGAAGUCCUGGUCCCCUUAUAUCGGAAAUUGUAUUAAGUCAAUUUAUUCAAAUAAGAGAAGGGGACAGAUUUUGGUUUGAAAAUAAGAAAAACGGUUUAUUUACAGAUGAGGAAAUAUCUAAGAUACACAAUAGUACAUUCCGUGAUGUUCUGCUAGCUGUCACUGAUGCAUGGGAUAACACAACUCAGAACAAUGUCUUCAUCUGGAUGAAGGAUGAUCCAUGUCCUCAACCCAGACAGCUAACAUCUGAAGAUAUGGAGAAUUGUGUUCCACUUACGGUCACUGACUACUUUGAAGGAUGUGCUGUUGGAUUUGGAAUCACAAUUGCAGCUCUAUGCUGUCUACCUAUUGUGAGUUUACUUAUUGCCCUGGGGGUUGCAAAAUAUCGAAAGCAAACUUUUCUCAAAAUGCAACCUAAGACUGAAGGUUCUGGACACAGUAGUAUGAAUAACAGAGAAGGAUUUCCAGCCAUGGAAUGGUGUGGAGGGGAUGAGCCUUUACAAAAUGUUUUCAUUCAACUGCACCAAAACAAAAUGAUUAAGGUUGUGGAUGGUAAGAAAUCUAAGACCAGGACAAUCAAAUUACAGAAUCAGCAGAAUGUAGAGGUCACCCUCUCGAAUAAUAAUGGCAGCAAAGUCACUCGUGUCAAGAUCCCCAAAGAGUAUGAUCUGGUCCUCUUUUUUAAUGGCAGUGAAGAUCGAACAACUUUUACCCAAACGCUACAGGAAUUUUUUGAUGAAAGUGGAAUUACCUAUACUGUUACCGCAUUGCGAGAAAAUGACCUCCUGAAGGAAUCCGUUUCCAAGAAAAAGAGACAAGAGAUGCUGGAGACGUUUUUUAGAAAUUCCCUUUCCCAUGUGUUUGACAUUGAGAAGAAAGAUUCAGGAGUAAUUCCCAAACAGGAGAUUUCAGAAGCUCUGAAUUGUGAAUUGUCAAGAGAAGAGUUUGCUGAUUCAUUAGGGCUCGAUCCUAAUGCCCAUUUCGUGGAAGCCAUGUUUUCCAUUGGUGACAAGGAUUGCAAUGGCUACCUGUCCUUUCAUGAAUUUUGUUAUUUACUGUGUUUUUUAUUAAAAGGCUCUGUGGAAAGCAAGCUCAAAUUUAUGUUUUCAGUACACGAUGUUAAUGAAACUGGAUUUCUCACAAAGGAAGAAUUUACCCACAUGCUUAGGUCCUUCAAUCAGUUAUCUAACUUUCUUUCAAAAGAUCAAACUGAACAAGUCAUAGAAAGCAUGUUUUCUGAAGCUGGGCUUCAGUCUGCACAAGAAAUCACAUGGGAGCAGUUUUACUCUAUGUUUAAGCAACAUUCCAAUAUUUUAAAUCAAAUGACAAUCCAAGGAUCAUCUGCUCGAGUAAAGGGUUACAAUAGCAAGAUUUCAUUUAUUGACAAGAGACCAAAAGGUCAUACUGACAGGAAUGGUGAAAUCCGUAUGGACAUAUUAGAUGUGGAAGGUCAAGAACUUCGAAACAGACAUGGUAAAAUUAAUAAGUACAAGGUGAACAAACCCCGUGUAUUUACUACAGCAAGAAGAGAAAAAUAUGAGUCAAGCAAAAUCCGCCAAAAGAUACAACAAUUUAAACGGUUAAUUGAGAACUACCGGCGUCAUAUUGUAUGCCUAGUAAUAUUCUAUGGAAUAUCAGCUGGAUUGUUUACAGAAAGAGGAUAUUAUUAUGGCUUCGCAUCCCCAGGAACUGGAAUUGCUGACAUUACAUAUGUGGGUCUUAUAGCUUCUCGAGGUUCUGCUGCCUGUAUUUCGUUUAUGUUCUCCUAUAUCCUUCUGACCAUGUGCCGAAAUCUUAUAACUUUCCUGCGAGAGACCUUCUUGAAUCAAUACAUCCCAUUUGAUGCUGCAGUUGACUUCCACCGCUUGAUCGCCAUGAGUGCUCUUGUUCUUACCAUCAUUCACACACUUGGUCACAUAGUCAAUGUCUACAUCUUCACAAUCACUCCUCUUAGUGUUCUCAGCUGCCUCUUCCCAACAGUGUUCGCAGAUAAUGGAUCUGAGUUGCCACAGAAAUAUUAUUGGUGGGUUUUUGAGACUGUGCCAGGUAUGACUGGAGUUCUUCUCCUGACAGUAAUGGCUCUGAUGUAUGUGUUUUCUACCUAUUAUUUCCGACGUGUCAGUUUCCGUGGCUUCUGGAUCAUUCAUCAUCUUUAUGUGCUUUUUUAUAUUUUGACUAUCAUUCAUGGCAGUUUUGCGCUCAUCCAACAACCAAAGUUUCACAUUUUUUUUAUUGCUCCGGCUAUCAUGUUUGCGUGUGAUAAAAUGAUUAGUUUGAGGAGGAAAAAGAUAGAGAUAGAAGUUCUGGAUGUAAAACAACUUCCUUCAGGCGUAACUUACUUGAAGUUUCAGCGGCCAUCUGACUUUGACUACAAGUCUGGACAGUGGGUUAGGAUCGCCUGCUUGUCUCUUGGUACAAAUGAAUACCACCCUUUCACAUUGACAUCUGCUCCCCAUGAAGAAACAUUAAGUUUACAUAUAAGAGCAGUAGGACCAUGGACAACAAGUCUGAGACAGCUUUGCCCAUCUCCAAACACAACAGAGGUUAAGUUCCCAAAGCUAUUUCUGGAUGGACCAUUUGGAGAAGGUCACCAGGAGUGGAAUAAGUUUGAAGUGUCUGUCUUAGUUGGAGGAGGAAUUGGGGUUACACCAUUUGCUUCAAUCCUUAAAGAUCUGGUCUUCAAAUCAUCAGUCAAUGCAAAGAUAAAUUGCAAGAAAAUUUAUUUCAUUUGGGUAACACGCACACAGCGGCAGUUUGAAUGGCUGACGGACAUCAUUGGAGAGGUGGAAGAGAAUGAUAAAAAUGACCUUCUAUCAGUCCAUAUCUACAUCACACAACUAAGUGAAAAGUUUGACUUUCGAACAGCCAUGCUGUACAUCUGUGAGCAACACUUUCAGAAAGUUCAGAGCAAGAGCUUAAUGACUGGGCUGAGAUCUGUCACACAUUUCGGGAGACCGCCAUUUCUGGGAUUUCUGAAUUCCUUACAAGAGGUCCAUCCUGAGGUUAAGAAAAUUGGUGUGUUCAGCUGUGGCCCACCUGGAAUGACUAAAAAUGUUGAAGAUGCCUGCAAGAAACUAAACAAAAGAGACCAAGCUCAUUUUAUGCAUCACUAUGAGAAUUUUUAACUUAAUAAUAUAUACAUGAGCCAUGAAUUUUACCCAGGUGCCAUUAUAUUGGCAUUAUGUAUGGCUAGCUAGUAGGUUCUUCCCACAAAUCUCCAGCCACACUAUGACUGACAAUGUUAAAACCCAAAUGGAAUUUCUAUAUUUGGUGAUUGUUAUUUCAUAGGAUUUCAGAAAAAUAACUAGCUACAAUAAUAUGUGGAAAAGUACAUGAAAGAGUAAAGUAGUUAUGACACUCACCAGAUCAUGAGAAUCUUCUCUUUUAUGUCAACAUCUUAAAAUUACAGGAUGGAUACAAACACAUAGGGCAAAAGCCAUUUCAUAUGUGCUGCAUUUUUUCCCAUACCAAAAAGAAGCACAGGACUUACAAGUUGGAUGUUGUUCUCCAUGUCUAUGUAUCCAGCGCACUGUAAUUUUAAGAUGCUGAAAAACAGGAGGUUUCUAUAAAAUGAUUCGUGCUCCAGCUACUUUACUCUUCCAUAUACUAUUGACUUCUUUGUAUUUAUUCCGCUGAUUAACCUGCCAAGGUUUAAUAAAGACUUUUGUGUUUGUAAAUUUAUCUCUUAUUUCUAC
Molecule: messenger RNA, 5391 nt
Organism: Hyla sarda
Lineage: Eukaryota; Metazoa; Chordata; Amphibia; Anura; Hylidae
Product: dual oxidase 1-like
Exons: 34
Coding region: 259-4821 (1520 amino acids)
Biological process (GO): superoxide anion generation; defense response; response to oxidative stress
Cellular component (GO): NADPH oxidase complex; plasma membrane
Molecular function (GO): superoxide-generating NAD(P)H oxidase activity; calcium ion binding; heme binding
Source: RefSeq, a predicted model, not a curated record